Penaeus monodon (black tiger shrimp) is the source of this 2486-nucleotide messenger RNA. Its product is annotated as dentin sialophosphoprotein-like. The record is from RefSeq and is a predicted model, not a curated record. NCBI's taxonomy places the organism in Eukaryota, Metazoa, Arthropoda, Malacostraca, Decapoda, Penaeidae.
UCCCGGAAGUAGGAAUGGCUGCCUGAACACCACCCUUGUUGGCGGGUCCUCGACUUCUGUUGCUGGGAACAAGGGGCCCACCAAGGGGAGGCCAGUCAGAGCAUCCAUGGCACCAACAGCAAGUGGGCCGAUCAGCCGCUCAACAGUAAAUAUUGCAAAGACAGGGGUCUUGCCCAGUCGUGCCACAAAUAAGUCUAGUCCACGUACGCAGGUCAGCCAGUCAGCAACUAAUCUUGCAAGCCAUGGGUCCACAGGGAUGACGCGGCCUUCAAAACCCAUGGCUGUGCGAGCUAACAAACACAAGCUGCAUUCCACAGUCCUCAAUGCAACAGUCCUUGGGGAUAAAACACACAAGGAGGAUUCAAGUAAUGUUUUCAGCACAACGCUGGUAGGUGGCAUGGCACCAGGUGGUCGUAACCUAGAUUUGACGUGCGCCACCUUGCCUGAGCUCCCCGACAUAUCUGCCAUUAGACUGGACAGUGUGGGUCACGAGAAUAGAAGUGGUGACACUACUGUUUUGUCAUCUGUCAGUGAAAAAGACUCCACACAAGACAGCAAUGACUGCAGCAUGCAUGAAGUAACAGCAGAGGAACUGGAGCUGGAAUACCUGCGUUACAUGCAGUGGGCACAAGUGAACCUCUGCAGCAAGAGUGUCUUUCUAGAUCAGAUCAAGGAUGCCGAGACACAAAUAAUGUUCUUGGAGGAGCUGAUCAGUGAGAAACAGAAUGAGCUGAGUGAGCGUAGGCAGAUGACGGAGUUAGUUGUUCAUCACCAACAUGUUGCAGAGGCAAGGCAGAACCAAACGAAGUUGCUUCAGAGUCUCAUCGAUGCCCUUCCAGCUAGCGAAGAAGGCAUGCAGACAAUGAGCCGAGAAUUAGAAAAAUCUCUACACCAGGUUAAGAUGGAUAACCUCUACGUACCUGAGAACCACAAACAGUACAGAGAUCAACUGUCAGAUUCCUUGACCAACCAAGUUUCCCUUCUGAGGGACUUGGAGAGCCUGUUAGACACUCGUUCUAACCACCUUCAGUCAACCAUCAGCCUUCUGGGAGAACUGCAAAGCACAACGCAUCGCAUACAACAGUGUGAGAAUGAAGUCCACAAGGCUGCCAGACUAUCAGUUCAAGAAGCAUCACUGCAGAUUGGUGCCAAACAGACCCAAGAAAAUGGAACUGUGUCACACGGUGAUGAUAGCUUCAAUUUGGUGAUUUCUGCUUAAGGACCAAACCCAUUAACAGUACCAAAUAUCAUAUCAAAAAAAUUGUUUAGGGUGGUUAAGAAUGAGCAGUUCAGCCGUCUUUGUUGGUUAUACACUUGUGUAUUGUUGUUAUUUCUUCUCCUAAUUUAAUGAGAGGUAAUGCAUAACCAUUGCUGCUUUUAGAAGUGCAUGCUUUGCUUUUGUCACAACUUGAAAUAAUGUUUGUACGUACAGGUCUCUACAGUAGCUACAACAGGUUAAUGUAAUGCAAUCAGAUUUAGACCUGACUUUUGUUAUGCUGAUACAAGAUUUAUGAAGAGAAAUUUAUCUUGAAAAUUCUGAUAGUGGCAAGAAAACUCAAGGUACAACAAUAGUUAGUAUAUAGAGGGGUUUUCUACCAUGACAUCAACAUUCUUUACUGACUGCUUUCAAGGGAGGUUUUGUUGAUUUGGUUGGGAACAAAGUGAUAGCAUAUUAAAGAAUCCUACAUAACAAUGAUUGCUCAUCAGUCCAUGUAUUCUAUUGAAAUUGUUAAGAUAAAAUGGAAAAAUAUGCCUGAGCAAACCCUUUUCCUGAGCUUGUCAUGCAGUGAUAAUGUGGAAUACUCAUUUUAUAGAUACAAAUAUUUAGCUUUGUUUCUGGCUCUUCUCGGGUUUAACGUCUCUUACGAAAUAGAGAGCGCUUAAAUGAAUUGUAUGCAUUGACCAUACUGUAUGUCAGUGCACAUGUGGCUUGGCUUAUAUGUCUCUGAAAAGUAAGGAAAUAUGUUUCCAAUUUUGCAUUAGGUUGAUCUGUCAGAUUUGGAGAUACAAAGUCAUUGUAUUAAAAUAUGAUUUGUAUGCAUUUUGUAUAUAUAGUGACCUGACAAUCAAGACACACAAAAGCUAACAGAACACAUGUUCGCAUUUCAAACUACUGAAAUUUUUCGCAGAAAAAAACAUUAUAUGAGAGAAAUAAUGAAUUUAACAUAAGGGUUUCAAAUGAUAUAUUUUUGCAACUUGACAAGAGAGCUGAGUAUAUAUUUUUCUUCAUUUGUAGAUAAGACAUUUUGCUCAAAUGUAAGAAGUAUUUUUCAACAUUCUUGUUUGUCUAUAUUUUUUGAUAUGUAAACAACUAUUCAAAUAGGGAAUUAUUCUUAUUGCUUCUCUGCUUUUGCUUUCCAUCCUCACAUUCACAAUAUAUAGAAUCAUUCCAUAGAAUUAUGUUUAUAUCAAACUAAUAACUGUCUUUGGGAUUAUGUGCGAGCAUAGUUGUUAUAAUAAUAAAAAAAAUAAAUAAUUGUUGAAAA